Messenger RNA from Nematolebias whitei (Rio pearlfish), 1285 nucleotides. It is a transcript of the gene acat2, whose product is annotated as acetyl-CoA acetyltransferase 2. Lineage: Eukaryota; Metazoa; Chordata; Actinopteri; Cyprinodontiformes; Rivulidae. The transcript is spliced from 9 exons. The coding region runs from base 58 to 1245 and encodes 395 amino acids. Gene Ontology annotation, biological process: fatty acid beta-oxidation. Gene Ontology annotation, molecular function: acetyl-CoA C-acetyltransferase activity. The record is from RefSeq and is a predicted model, not a curated record.
UGAACAGACAGGAACAGGACUGAUCAGAUACUCCAGCUUCAACCUGCGUCCUUCAACAUGAAUCCUGAACCUGUUGUCAUCGUUUCUGCCGCACGCACUCCAAUAGGUUGCUUGAAUGGCACUCUGUCCACGGUGGCUCUGCGUGACCUUUGUUCAGCUGUGAUCAAAGAUGUCCUGAAACGGGCCGGGUUGAAGCCGGAUGAGGUCUCUGAAGUUAUCGUUGGACAUGUCCUAACAGCAGGCGAAGGGCAGAAUGCAGCCCGACAGGCCAGCGUCGAGGCAGGUAUCCCUUACUCUGUCCCCGCGUGGAGCUGCCAGAUGGUGUGUGGUUCUGGGCUGAAAUCGGUGUGUCUGGGAGCUCAGUCUAUCCAGGCUGGAGAGGCCACUGUGGUCGUGGCAGGGGGCAUGGAGAGCAUGAGCAGGGCUCCUCACAUGUUGCACAUGAGAGCAGGGGUGAAAAUGGGUGACGUUCCACUGCAAGACUCCAUGGUUGCCGACGGCCUGAUGGAUGCCUUCCAUGGCUACCAUAUGGGAAUUACAGCUGAGAACGUGGCGAAGCAAUGGGGCAUCAGUCGAGAGGAGCAGGACCAGUUUGCUGUCCAGUCUCAGAACAAAACCGAGGCAGCACAGAAAGCUGGACAUUUUGAUCAGGAGAUUGUCCCCAUCAUGGUGCCAUCCAGAAAAGGUCCAGUUGAGGUGAAGGUGGAUGAGUUCCCUCGACACGGAAGCAACAUUCAGAGCAUGUCCAAACUCAAACCUUGUUUCAUCAAAGAUGGAAGUGGCACCGUCACAGCUGGAAACGCUUCAGGUAUAAAUGAUGGAGCAGCCGCUACUGUUCUUAUGAGCCAAUCAGAGGCUGCGAGGCGGGGAGUAAAACCCAUGGCUAAAAUUGUAUCGUGGGCUCAAGCAGGCCUUGAUCCUUCCAUCAUGGGAACUGGGCCGAUACCAGCCAUCAGGAAAGCGGUUGAGAAAGCAGGUUGGAAACUGGAUCAGGUUGAUCUAUUUGAGAUCAAUGAAGCAUUCGCUGCACAGUCAGUUGCUGUGAUCAAAGAGCUCGGACUAAAUCGAGACAAGGUGAACGUGAGCGGCGGGGCCAUUUCUCUGGGUCACCCCAUUGGGAUGUCUGGCAGCAGAGUGCUGGUAACCCUGCUGCAUGCACUCCAGAGGACUGGAGGAAACAAAGGAGUGGCAUCCCUCUGCAUUGGAGGAGGAAUGGGCAUCGCCAUGUGUGUGGAGAAGAUCUGAGAAGAAUACCUCACAGAAUGUACAUGAUUUAUUUUAAUGA